Molecule: messenger RNA, 1457 nt
Organism: Marasmius oreades (fairy-ring Marasmius)
Lineage: Eukaryota; Fungi; Basidiomycota; Agaricomycetes; Agaricales; Marasmiaceae
Exons: 7
Coding region: 127-1263 (378 amino acids)
Source: RefSeq, a predicted model, not a curated record
GUUCGGUCCUCUCACCCCGCACAGCAUUUACGGCUGUCCUUCCUUUAGUGUCAUGCCUCUUGACUCUAGUGGUUAUAAAGUUCCCCUCUUUCUUGACCUCAUAAUUGAUUAUUUUCUCGUUCUCAUAUGGCCUGCUAUUCCUCUUCGUCAUAUCAUACCUCUUUCUCACCCAAGCCCAUCACUAUGACCGACUUCGACUUCGACACAGAGGACAGCGACUUAUGUUCUACGACGUCGUUUCCGAUUUUCAGUCCCCCUCCCAGCACAGCAACAUCAAGAACCUCUCAUGACCUAUCUGUGCGGUCUCCGUCUCCAGAUCCUUCAGUGCAGUCAAUCACUAGUUCAAUGUUGGAGCGAGCGUACAGGCAUGAGUAUGGUCGUGGCUUCAAUAACUAUUCGGAAGUAUAUCAUUUACCCGCCGAUGCUGAGGAGUUGGACCGUCUGGACGCGCAACAUGAAUUGUUUAGAGAAAUCAUGGGCAUGUACGCGCCGUGUAUGGACGAAAUCAUGGCAGACGACACUCCAGGUGAACCGAAAACAAUUUUGGAUUUAGGUUGCGGUAGUGGAAGCUGGAUCAUGGAGGCUGCUCGUGACUAUCCUAAUUGCAGCGCGGUCGCCGUAGACCUUGUCCCCAUGCAAUCACCGAUGUUACCUCCUAAUCUCAGGAGUGAAGUUGACGAUAUUAACCUCGGGCUGGAACACUUUUACGGCGACUUCAAUGUGGUACAUGCAAAGCUGAUAUCAUCUGGGAUAAAGGAUUAUGAAGGAUUGAUACAUCAUAUCAGCUUCGUUCUGAGACCGGGUGGCUUGAUGGAUAUCAUGGAAUUUGACUUCCAUGCAUAUGAUGAAAAUUAUCGACGUAUUGAGGUUAGCACGUCUCACGUUGCAGCACCAUGGUGGCCGCGCUGGCUUGCGUUUUUGGAGACUGCUAUUCGCAGUAAGGGGGGAAGUGUUGACGCGGCGACUCACCUCCACUCAUGGGCCGCAAACCAUGAUUCUUUUGAAGAUGUUGUGUACAGAGAAUUUUGGGUCCCAGCGUCGCCAUGGAGAAGGGAUUCAGAUUUCCAAGUACGGAUGGGGGUAGCGAUGCAUGACGAUAUUUCCGCUUUCAUCAAAUCCGGAAGGGCUUUACUUCUUGGAAGUGGAGUCCCCGAACAUGUAGUGGAUGAGUUACAGCGAAACGUAGAAGCCGAGCUGGGUUCUGCGCGGGGGCGCUACUACAUUCGACUCCAGUGCAUCUUCGCUAGGAAAAGGCGUACUUGAGCACAGUUGUUCCUUUCGACCUUUUGAGUCUGCUAGAUUCUCAGGUGUACAUUCUACUCCUAAUCUUUUUUUUUGCCCUUACAGCACACUGAUCAGUACCAUACACGUGUAUCUAUUGAGCAUCUAUCAUCAUUGUCAUCGUAAUUUUGUAGCUAGCGACAUUUAUCAUUACAGGCCCUCAAAUCACUUGAGCG